This is a messenger RNA of Lodderomyces margitis, 633 nucleotides long. RefSeq names its product 40S ribosomal protein eS8 (gene RPS8A). Gene Ontology annotation, biological process: translation; maturation of SSU-rRNA from tricistronic rRNA transcript (SSU-rRNA, 5.8S rRNA, LSU-rRNA). Gene Ontology annotation, molecular function: structural constituent of ribosome. Bases 1 to 633 code for a protein of 210 amino acids. NCBI's taxonomy places the organism in Eukaryota, Fungi, Ascomycota, Pichiomycetes, Serinales, Debaryomycetaceae. The transcript has 2 exons. The record is from RefSeq and is a predicted model, not a curated record. Gene Ontology annotation, cellular component: cytosolic small ribosomal subunit; ribosome.
AUGGAUAAGCUUAAUGUAAACAUGGGUAUUUCUAGAGAUUCACGUCACAAAAGAAGCGCCACUGGUGCCAAGAGAGCUCAAUUCAGAAAGAAGAGAAAGUUCGAAUUAGGUAGACAAUCAGCCAACACCAAGAUUGGAUCAAAGAGAAUCCACACCGUUAGAACCAGAGGUGGUAACCAAAAGUUCAGAGCUUUAAGAAUUGAAACCGGUAACUUUUCAUGGGCCUCCGAAGGUGUUUCAAGAAAGACCAGAAUUGCUGGUGUCGUUUACCAUCCAUCCAAUAACGAGUUGGUCAGAACCAACACCUUGACCAAGUCCGCUGUUGUCCAAAUUGAUGCUACUCCAUUCAGACAAUGGUACGAAAACCACUAUGGUGGAACUUUGGGUAAGAAGAAGAACCAACCAGUUGCCUCCGACGUAGCUGAUGUCAAGAAGUCCAGAAAAUUGGAGAGAAAAUUGGCUAGCAGAUCCGGUAACGCUACUAUUGAAUCCGCUGUUGACUCACAAUUCGGUGCCGGUAGAUUGUACGCUGUUAUCUCAUCAAGACCAGGUCAAUCUGGAAGAUGUGAUGGUUACAUCUUGGAAGGUGAAGAAUUAGCUUUCUACUUGAGAAGAUUGACUGCUAAGAAAUAA